This is a messenger RNA of Paramecium pentaurelia, 300 nucleotides long. NCBI's taxonomy places the organism in Eukaryota, Ciliophora, Oligohymenophorea, Peniculida, Parameciidae. The record is from the annotation of a GenBank genome assembly.
AUGAAAACUAAUUCUGAUAUUAAAUCCAUCUAUGAUAUUGUCAAAGGAUUAAACUUUUCUAAUAAAUAAGCAUUAACACUAAAAAAAGAAGUUUUAUAGUAAUUAGAAUAGAAAUUUAGAAAAACUAUUGAAUUUAGAAUUAAAUCUUAAUCAAUGCAUGCUAUUCACUCAAUUCAUACAGGUUCUGUUUCAACAUAAAGACACAGACAACUAUCUUUCAAAAUAACUCGAUAAAAACCAUAAAUGCUUUUUAGAAAUCAAUCAUUAGUAUCUCUAUUAAAAAAAACAAACAAUAUGUGA